UGGCCAUUGGGUCACCUCUUUAUUAAAGUAAUGAAGAAGCUUAUCCGUGGAGGGAACACACACUACGGCUCCCAGCAAUAAUUCACUGCAAAGCUAUACCAUCAGCAGUACCUCCAGAAGCGAUUGUCUUUCCUCGAUCAAUUUCGUUCGCGUUUACUCGAUCGAUAAACACAUCUUUGCCUUCAAGAAUUGGAAUUGAGUUUGGGUAUCUUUCUUCAAUCUUAUAAGGGGUUUCCCGUGUUUAACAGUCAUCUCAUAGCAAUGUCAUCUUCCAUAACAACACCCUUAUCCAAAGCCCAGAUUUUUCUUUUUAAUGCUCAACUCACGUCUCUCAAGAACCCUCAACCUGGAUUUCUCCAAAUACCCAUUUCAAGAAACCGUCAAAGUUCGAACCUUUCGUUGAGGAAAUCAAAGAUGGGGGUGGUUUCUGCAACAAUGGCGGCUGAGAAGCCGAAUAAGAGGUACCCUGGGGAGACUAAGGGGUUUGUUGAAGAGAUGAGGUUUGUGGCUAUGAAGCACCAUACAAGGGACCAGGCUAAGGAAGGGGAAAAGGAGCCUGAAGGUCAGCCUGUGGCUAAAUGGGAGCCAAGUGUUGAAGGGUAUUUGAAGUUCUUAGUGGACAGCAAAUUGGUUUAUGAUACUCUUGAGAAGAUCGUGGGGAAUGCUCCUUUUCCUGAUUAUGCUGAAUUUAGGAAUACUGGUCUGGAAAGGUCAGAGAGUCUGGAAAAAGAUUUGGAAUGGUUUAAGCAGCAAGGCCACUCCAUCCCAGAACCAUCAGAACCCGGCCUCAGUUAUGCCCGAUAUCUUAAAGAGCUAUCGGUGGGCGAUCCACAAGCGUUCCUUUGUCACUUCUACAACAUAUAUUUUGCCCACACAGCUGGGGGCCGCAUGAUUGGGAAAAAGGUAGCAGAAAAAAUACUCAACAAGAAAGAGCUGGAGUUUUACAAAUGGGAUGGUGACAUUUCUCAACUGCUGCAGAAUGUCAGGGAGAAGCUUAAUAAAGUUUCUGAGAGUUGGACAAGAGAGCAGAAGAACCACUGUUUGGAGGAGACCCAGAAGUCAUUCAAACUGUCAGGAGAUAUUCUUCGUUUGAUACUCGCAUAAUGCUAUCAAGAAAGCAGGAAAAACUGCUCUUCGAUUGUCCAAUGCUCUCUUUGGUUCCAAGAUGAGGGCUAAUGUACAGUACUUUUGUUUCUCAACUUUAAUAUGCAAAUUCGUCUACUUCCAAAAGUGGAUUUAAAAUUUUGUAUUUGCACAUUUACUUUAUUUUCUAAAGUGUUUUAGAUUUGUGAUGUCAUGGAUAAUUGUUUAUGAAUAUGAUGCACAUAAGUUUUUUGGAUGUUGUUUUCCAUAUAAGUUUUUUGGAGGUUUGCAUAUUGGAAUUGUUCAACCAAAAAGCACAGCUAUUUACGGUGCAAAAGUG
Messenger RNA from Cuscuta europaea, 1423 nucleotides. NCBI's taxonomy places the organism in Eukaryota, Viridiplantae, Streptophyta, Magnoliopsida, Solanales, Convolvulaceae. The record is from the annotation of a GenBank genome assembly.